AUGAGCGUCUCUCCCCGUGCUGGAACGCGGUCAUCAUUUGUAGAAGUCAAAUUGCGAGUGGUUUGUGCUGUGUCCUGCCGAAUGCCGAUGGCUAGCCAGCGGGGAUUUGCGCCCUGCGGGGCGAAGUUCCGCCGUCUCGUUUUUUAUCUUUUCAUCUUUGCAGCAGCCUUGACAUCAAAUCUUUCCGAUGUGCUUGGCAGUUUCAUAUCGGACCCUGACUUUUUCUGUCAGCAUGGCCCCUGUCGAUUCCGGGGGGAGUAUUCCCUCUGGCCAGCCCGUCCGCGACAAGGGAGCACACGCCAUGUAAUAUCCAUCAGUCACGUGAAAGGGAUUUCCUUUCUACAGGAAACGGAGAGUUCACCGGAUCGACCACUUCCUGAUCCAGAAUCGAGAACUAAACUGUUGGUAUCUCUUUCAACCGGACACUAUGGACAAUGGAUGACGGCUGACGACGAGCAAGGCCGGACCAAAUUAGCGGAGUCUGUUUCACGCCUGACUCGCUCACAAUUACUAGAAGGCAUGUCCCAAAAACUGAUGGCCGUUCUAGACCACGCAAUUCCAGAAGGAACCGACAUCGUCGUCGAGCCAGUACCGGGUUUUCAGGAGGGUGAUCAUCGGGUCCAGGCAUUCAGGAGAGGAGAGGCGCUCGGCACCGGCUCUUUCAAUGUCGUUGUAAAGGCAACCCCUGUUCCAAUGCCCUCAGGCGUCUCUAUUGUCCAGAGGCCCAAGUAUGCACUGAGUCCAAGUUUAUCUACGAAAUUUACUCGAGCCGUUACGACUGGGGCGGGACCGGCUGCGGGACCACAAGCCCAUGCCACAGAGGGGGCAUCACAUGAUGCUGCUUUCCCGCCAGAAGGCGUAGCCCUGAGAAUAACAACAGCCCGCGCAAGAUCUGUCAUGGGUGAACUGGAAGCGGAAGAUAAGUGCGUUUCCUUGGUACGUUCGUACGAGAGUUUGAAGCGUAAACUACCUUCAGGCUUCUCGAGCGAAGAGCUGCUUAACAAAUUUGGCCUUGCUGUCCCCUUAAUGGCGGGCCAGAUUAGAGGACGUCCAUCAUUGCUUCGACAGGAACACAAUAGAUCGGUGGUAAACUUCGUGCAAGUGCUUCCAGUUAUGGUGUGCGAUGUCCAAAACGUACGCAGCGGCGACCGACACGUCGCUACGUUUCUGGUCAAACGCAUGAUACAGCUGGGAGCAUUUUUGGGGGCUGCAGGUAUCGUACAUGGGGACAUAAAGCUCGAAAACGUUCUCGUCAGCAGGACAGGCCAGUUGUUUUUGACGGAUUUCGACGCCUUAGUACGAGUGAAUGACCUCAUCGUAUGCGGUAAGAAAAAUACCCCCGAGUUUUCGCCCCCGGAGUUGGUGCGAUGCAUUCUUGACACACCACAGGAAAAGAUACCUGCCACCGAGCUUGUAGAUGCCUGGAGUUUUGGGAUGGCAGCUUGGGAUGUUUUGUGCAUGACAUGGCCUUUUGCGGGAAUGGACUUCGCGGCACGUGCUAUCCAUAAUAUGAAUGUACUUGCUGCGCUGCCUGAGGUUGGCGACGACACAAGGAGCCUAGACUGGGGCCGGUGUAAAAGACGACCGCCGUCUGCAGAGGUGAGGGCUGCAGUCGAAUGCCUUCUCGAUAGAAACCCCCGAACCCGCUGCACGGCCUUGGACCUGUUCAUGUCUUCACCGCUUUUCGCUGCUGGACGACCAGUGUCACCGGAACCAAGUCCAGGUCUAGCUUCGGAGGUCAAUUAA
Messenger RNA from Neospora caninum, 1746 nucleotides. RefSeq lists its product as uncharacterized. The record is from RefSeq and is a predicted model, not a curated record. The coding region runs from base 1 to 1746 and encodes 581 amino acids. Gene Ontology annotation, biological process: peptidyl-serine phosphorylation; peptidyl-threonine phosphorylation. Gene Ontology annotation, molecular function: ATP binding; protein serine/threonine kinase activity. NCBI's taxonomy places the organism in Eukaryota, Apicomplexa, Conoidasida, Eucoccidiorida, Sarcocystidae. The transcript has a single exon.